UAUGGAUAGCAUAAUUAUGCAAAUAAGACUAGGCUUACUUCCGUCAUGAUUUUUCAUAUGUCUUCAAAGCUGUAUGAAUAAUAUAUGAAUCUACCCAUUCGUAAACGAAAACAUGGCUGCUAGCUCAAUUGAGUCGCCGGACAUACGAGCGAAAUCCGUUCAAAGAGAAGAAAUAAGCUGUCCAGUUUGCCUGGAGGUAUUCGAAGAACCUCUUGUUUUGCCUUCAUGUGGACAUAGUGUAUGCUUGCAGUGUCUUCAAAAUAUGACAAAAAGAAAUCCACCUUCGCUAUUAUGUCCAGUCUGUCGAAGUGAAUCUGUGCUUGGGGAAAAUGGACUAAAGUCUUUAGCGGUGAAUAUUGGGAUUGUUAAAAUCCUUGAAGAAACUAAAGGGGAACGACAGAGGGAAGGAAUUUUGAAAGCGUUUGAAGCGGCAGUGCAGAAAAUGUCAGAUGCAGAGAAGAUGUUAGUGGGACUCGACACUGUUAUUGAGCGACGGAGAAGUCACAGGGAUGCACUGAAGUCGCAAAUUCACGAGUUGGCGGAGCAAAUGAUGGCCACGAUUAUGGUGAAAGAACAAGAGCUUUGUGAACAGGUGGACCGACAAACUACGGACCAUGAAAAGAAAUACAAAAACCAGAAAGUCAUGUACAAGAACUUUGUGGAAAAUUCGAGGGUUUUGAUUUCAAAAGUCGAAGAGCAUUUGAGUAAGCCUGAAGAGGAAAGAUCCUACGAGGUCGGAAAAGCGCUAUUGCUAGAAUCAAGGAAAUUCACCAAUGCAAAUUUGCAUAAGAGUCUAACUGCCCAUGAUGCGGUAAUGGCUAAAUUCAGCCCUAAUAAUGCGCUCCUCAGCAGGAUUGAAGAAGAAGGACUUGGAAAAAUCUAUAGCACAAAUGCAUCGGCUUUCACCAGGUGUUCUUUGGUGAAGGAAUGCAUCGGAGAGUCUGAAAAUUCCGUGCACCCUUGCCCGCCCCUAGGAGCAGAGAUAACAAUCAGAGCGAGCGACCUCGGGCUUGACUCCUUUUCUCCACUUUGCUUAGCCACCGACGGUAGCAAUAGCAUCGCAGUGGCUGAUCCCGCGAAUAGCAACGUGCUUCUGCUAGACAAACACGGCAAUCUUAAGAAGAAAUUCAAGCCUAUAAAGAGUGAUAAACAGCCUGUGACAUUUUCAGGUGUGGCGUUCACAAAGUCGAAUGAACUGAUAGCAGUUUGCGGCUCGACUGAAGUUUACUAUCUAAACACGCAAGACGGCAGUUUUAAAAUGAGCUAUAAGACAAGUGAUAAGUAUGGCAUUCGCUACUGUUUUAUUACUAUAGGUUCAGACGGACGGGUCGUACUCACGUGCGAACCCUCGAUACGUCAUUACAGACCGUGCAUUUUCGUCUAUAUGGAUAUCCCCUUUGGAAAACCCGACCUGAAGUUCGGUAUUACCGGGGAUAACAAGCUGGAGUUCCCCUUCAAGGCCGUCUAUCAUAAUAACGAAUACUUUGUCUCAGACAUGGAGAAAGGCUGCAUCCUCGUGUACGACUGUCGAGGAAUGUACAGAAGAAGUUUUGGCAGGAGAGAAAGCGCGAGCGCAAGCGAAUUGAUGUUACCUACCGGGCUCGCUGUGUGUGCGAAAAAUCGCUGUCUUUACGUGUGUGACUGGGGCUCAUGUAGUAUCCAGGUCUAUCGACCCGAUGGCGCGUUUGUUGCGAUGUUUGCGAUUGAGGGAAGACCGACAGAUAUCGCAAUUAUGAACAACGGGACAGUAGUGGUGUCAUCCAAGGAUGAUCAGUGGAUCAAGUUUUACUCACUACCGCCAUUCAACGUUGAGUAGAAGCCAAUAUAAUCUUGAUUGACUGUUCCCUAUAACUCAAAGCCUACCUUAUUACACUUUAUUUUCGCGUCGCUUUAAUUACGCAAAUUUCGCGAUUUUUUAAAAAGAUUCGCGAAAAUGAAAUGACGCGACAAUAAAAAAAGCCUUUGGGUGAAACACCACGUCUAUUUAGUCCUCUAAUGCAAAUAUAGUACCCUAAGGGGUUGGCCUGGACUGUAAAGAUUAGAUUUUUAUGGAUACUACAUUUAUCUCAAGCAUGUUUUUAUAACAGUUUGUUUCAGUUUUGUUGAUUAGAGCACAUUUUAAUUCCACUUGUUUUGCUUGAUUUUAUUGUCUCUAAAUCGCAAAAUCGGGAAAAUAAAGUGACCUGGAUUUUACGAAAAUAGCAAAAUCGCGAAAUUAAAGUGGCGCAAAAUAUCGCCAUCUCAAAAUCGCGAAGCUUUGACGUCGCAAAAAUAAAGUGUAAUAAGGUAACAUGAGCCCCCCGCUCUAAGACGGAUUUUGAAGUGACAUAUUUUUUUUCGUCAUUGAAAUUUAAACGAAGAAAAGCAAAAAUAAGAUAAAUUCUUAAACGAAACUUAGGCUCUGGUGAUAAGCCUUAGUUUAAGGGAAAAUAUUUUUUGUUUGAUUAAAAUCUGGUGAUUAUCUCAUAGGUGUGGUAAUUUAGGCUCUAUUGUAUACCAGCCGUUUCUUUGAGACCGCAGUCGCUAUCGCAAGCCAUGCGUCACUUGGAAAUAGAGCCUAGGGAUAAUUAGGAUGCCAGCAAAAUCACAGAAAAUCAGUAGUUUUAUACUCACAAAAAUAGGCAUUGAGAAAUCAAAAUAAACAUUAUUUUAGAAAAAAAAAGAAUAUUCCUGAUGGGUGUAAGGGGUAUAGUAAGGUAAUGUGAAACAUUACUAUAGAUAGGCGGUGUUCUAGGUUGGCAAUCAAUGAAAUAUGAAAUAUAACUAUGGGUAAAUGA
Messenger RNA from Nematostella vectensis (starlet sea anemone), 2777 nucleotides. RefSeq names its product tripartite motif-containing protein 2. Gene Ontology annotation, molecular function: protein binding; ubiquitin-protein transferase activity. Gene Ontology annotation, biological process: positive regulation of DNA-templated transcription. The transcript has a single exon. Gene Ontology annotation, cellular component: nucleoplasm; chromatin. The coding region runs from base 113 to 1816 and encodes 567 amino acids. The record is from RefSeq and is a predicted model, not a curated record. NCBI's taxonomy places the organism in Eukaryota, Metazoa, Cnidaria, Anthozoa, Actiniaria, Edwardsiidae.